UUAGUACCCACUACCCACCAAACCAUCCAUAUUCCCCGACUCAACUUUCGUUUUUCACAUUCCUUUCCAAGCUUAAUGGAUUGGACCCGUGGCAGAACCAUUGGCCGCGGCUCCACUGCCACCGUUUCUAUAGCCACCGUUGACCAGUCCGGUCAUUUAUUUGCUGUUAAGUCUUGUGAGCUCUCGCAGUCGGAAUCUCUUAGAAAGGAACAGAGCAUUUUGUGUACGUUAAGCUGCCCUCAAGUUGUUGCAUAUAAAGGGUGUGUCAUUUCGUCCGAGAAUGGUAAGCUUCUAUACAAUCUUUUCCUGGAAUAUGCUCCUAGUGGCACCGUCACCGAUGCAAUUCAGAAGCACGGUGGUUGCCUUGAGGAGGACAUGGUUCGAUCCUACACUCGUGGGAUUUUACUCGGGCUUGAAUUCCUGCACUCUCGACGAAUAGUGCAUUGUGACAUCAAGGGCCAGAAUAUUUUGGUCACCGAUGACGGGGUGAAAAUCGCCGACUUGGGUUGCGCCAGGAGAGCUGAUGGGACGUCGGGCGCCUCUUGGUCGGUUGCUGGCACCCCUGUUUACAUGGCUCCAGAGGUGGCGCGUGGCGAGCAACAAGGAUUCUCAGCUGACGUGUGGGCACUUGGAUGUACGGUAAUCGAGAUGGCUACCGGACGAGCACCGUGGCCUGAUGUUGGCGACCCUGUUUCUGCACUGUACAGAAUCGGGUAUUCAAAUGAUGCCCUGGAAAUACCAAACAUGAUUUCGAAACAGACAAGGGAUUUUCUAAGCAAGUGUUUGAGGAGAGACCCUGCCGAGAGAUGGUCGGCAACGCAACUUCUUUCGCACGAUUUCGUAAAGGAAUCGAAGGAACCCGUUGGUUCUAUAUCGGAGACACCCAACAACGUACUGCACCCACACUUCUGGGACUCCGUUGAAGAGUUGGAGACAGUUCAGAUUGCUUCCAACAAGUCUUUAAUGGAAAGGAUCCGACAAUUGGGUGAAGACAAUCUUGUUUUGUCAUCAAAAUUACCCAGUUGGGAAUACGAUGAAAAUUGGGUGACAGUGAGGAACAAUGUCAAUUUGGAAGUGGAACUGUUACCUAACAAACUGGACCAUAACUUUUUACACGUCGAUGAAUCUACAAGUAGGCUGAGCGAGGAUUAUGAAAUAGUGGUUGAUUACUAUCUCACAAAGAAUAGUGGGCAAAACAGUUUAGCCACUAACAGCGAGAGAGAUGAGAGUAGGCAUAAAUUAACUUCAUUUGCAGCAUGUAAAUAUGUAUUUUACAUCUUAUGUAUGAAUUUAAAUUACUUUAAUGAUAAGUGUUUUUUUAAUCCACCUUUUACCACGCUGCAAUCUCUUUUAAUGAAUCUAGGUUCUAUAAACUUCUUCCAAGGAAAUAAAGGAAACAGACAAGGAACCUAA
Messenger RNA from Hibiscus syriacus, 1413 nucleotides. RefSeq names its product mitogen-activated protein kinase kinase kinase 18-like. The coding region runs from base 76 to 1413 and encodes 445 amino acids. The transcript has a single exon. The record is from RefSeq and is a predicted model, not a curated record. Gene Ontology annotation, molecular function: ATP binding; protein kinase activity. Gene Ontology annotation, biological process: protein phosphorylation. Lineage: Eukaryota; Viridiplantae; Streptophyta; Magnoliopsida; Malvales; Malvaceae.